This is a messenger RNA of Penicillium brevicompactum, 1179 nucleotides long. RefSeq lists its product as uncharacterized. Bases 1 to 1179 code for a protein of 392 amino acids. The record is from RefSeq and is a predicted model, not a curated record. NCBI's taxonomy places the organism in Eukaryota, Fungi, Ascomycota, Eurotiomycetes, Eurotiales, Aspergillaceae. The transcript has a single exon.
AUGCUGAGCAAAUUUCUGGGGUGGAUUCCUUUCCUCUUCGAGCCCCUCGCCGACUUCGUCCCUCUUGUGCAGCCACAAGAGCGUCUGCGGGCGCAGUCUGAGCAGAGACCAUGGCAACAGAUCAUCACAGGUGUCUAUGGUCGCCCGCCUCUCUUGAAGAUCCAUGACCGUGAUGGAGUUGUGAAUUGGAGCUUUCACCGUGACGAUGUCACACAACAGCUGCCCGAAGAUGUCCACAAGUGCCUAUACGCCCACGCCAACGACGCUACCGAGCUGAAAUAUAUGAAUAAUGGAACUAGUGUCGGUGCGGUUUACAGCGAUCUUGCUCUCGUGAUCAACCAUACGCCCAAAAAUCCCGCCACCGAUAAGCUUAUAACGUUUGCGCUUUGCAGACGAAACGAAGUCCUGUGGAAUGCACACACCCUCGAGCCUCUCCCGGGUAAUCUAUUGGCAGUUGGGACUACCGGUCAACGAGCCUGGGAUGGCAUUCUGGUCUACAAUGCAAGCGCAGCCAACGAUCUCGUUGCGAAUCCCCCAAUCCUCCAGAACAUCACCGGCUUGCGAGCGAUACAUGGCUUAAUCUGGGACGAGCAAGGACAAAUGCUGUGGGCAGCUGGGACGGACGCCGCAGCAGACGGCAGCGAUCCAGUGCCGGCUUAUGGAACUAUCGUUGGAUAUCCUUGGAACGCUACAACGGGAUUACUAUCCAAGGAUGAGCAACUGGUCUACAAAUUACCCGAGGCGUUUACAAUUGAGUCUGAAUGGGGCAAAGGCUACCCCUGGUGGGCUGGAUUACAUGACCUCGUACCCAUUCCUGGCCAGCGAAAGUUUCUUGUGUCAGAAGACCGCGGUCUGCACGCAUUCGAUAUUGAAACUGGUCAAUUCACGGAGCACUACGAAAACGUCACCAAGAAAUACCUACAAGGGUUUGAGGUAACGACCGAUGAUCGUCAUGGGUAUGCCGGUGACGGGCAUUGGGAGGAGCUUCCGCAGUCAGACCUGAAGAGCUUCAAUAUUGCGCCCGAUGGCAGCUUCAUAUACGUGCAGUCUCUAUGGACAAAGUUCCGUGGGUUUCAUACGAGUCUUGUUGAAAAAGGGAAAAGACGGAAGAUCAAUAUCGGUGAUGAGAUAUAUAGAUCACGAUGGUUUGGGAAUUUGGACGGCUGGCCAAAGCCUUGA